Messenger RNA from Cladophialophora psammophila CBS 110553, 738 nucleotides. Its product is annotated as RP/EB family microtubule-associated protein. Gene Ontology annotation, biological process: protein localization to microtubule plus-end; regulation of microtubule polymerization or depolymerization; spindle assembly. Gene Ontology annotation, cellular component: microtubule plus-end; spindle midzone; cytoplasmic microtubule. The record is from RefSeq and is a predicted model, not a curated record. NCBI's taxonomy places the organism in Eukaryota, Fungi, Ascomycota, Eurotiomycetes, Chaetothyriales, Herpotrichiellaceae. Gene Ontology annotation, molecular function: microtubule plus-end binding. The transcript has 5 exons. The coding region runs from base 1 to 738 and encodes 245 amino acids.
AUGAGCGAAUCAAGGCAAGAAUUGCUCGCAUGGCUGAACGGCCUCCUUCAACUCAACAUCACAAAGGUCGAACAAUGCGGGACAGGUGCCGCACUCUGCCAGCUAUUCGACUCCAUCUUCCUUGAUAUUCCCAUGAACCGGGUAAAAUUCAAUGUCAAUACCGAAUAUGCCUACAUACAAAACUUCAAGAUUCUGCAAAACUGCUUUACAAAGCACGGCAUCGACCGAACCGUACCUGUCGAGCAGCUCGUCAAGUGUAAAAUGCAAGAUAACCUUGAGUUCCUACAGUGGUCGAAGCGAUUCUGGGAUCAAUAUUUUCCGGGUCAUGAUUAUGACGCUGUUGCACGAAGAAAGAGUGCAGGUGCCGCCGCACCAGCUUCAACCGCUCCAAGAACAAGUACCGGCGCCAGCACCACUCGAAAAACUGGGACAACGCCUGUCAAUCGGCCUGCGCCAAGGGCCGUGGGUGCCGGGGGGGGGAGUUCAUCUGCAUUGAAGGCCGAAAACGAAUCGCUGAAGGAAGCAAUCGCGGGUCUGGAGAAAGAGCGAGACUUCUAUUUCAGCAAACUCCGCGAUAUCGAACUGCUCUUGCAGAAUGCAGUCGAACAGGAUCCCUCCCUUGAAACAGAUGAAAACGGACUCGUGAAAAACAUCCAGACCAUACUCUAUAGCACAGAGGAAGGGUUCGAGAUCCCGGACUUGGAAGCGAAUGGAGCAGAAGAACCAGAAACAUUCUAG